AUGUAUCGUCCAUCAUUUUAGUGGUCUAAGCUGUCGUUCUUGGAAAUCUUGAAAACGUUCAGUGCAAUGUGAAUUAAAGCCUGGGAGAGUCUUCGUAGCGAUAAUUUGCCUUCUCGAUUUUUCGUGAUAACUUCGCUUUUAUUUAACUAGAAGAUGAAGUUUCAUUCCGCAAAUUUAUGCUUCCGUCAGAUUCAAUUCCCUGAGGCGUCCAAUCUCUGUUGAACUUCGGGAAUGGGAGUACUGAAUCGUACCCACUUGCCUAGGAAGAUUUCUUUCGCACGCAAGCACUUCAUUUUGUGACUCUCAGAGUCUCAGCUUGAACUUUUGAAAAACGAACGAACAGCCGUCAGUCAUUCAAGAUGGAAACUUGGAAUGUCGUCAAAGAAUAUUACGAUGAUCUGAUGAUGAAGAAAAGCGACAAGCGUGUUGAGGGAUGGCUGAUGAUGAGCAGUCCCGCUCCUACCGCCUUGGUUUGUUUGGCUUAUGUUUUCGUCGUGAAAGUGUUGGGUCCGAGAGUCAUGAAGCAUCGUGAUCCGUUCAGUCUCAGGACCAUUUUGGUUGUAUACAACUUGAUUCAGACUCUUUUUAGCGUUUGGUUGUUCCAAUAUAUUUUUUUUUCCGGUUGGUUCCAGAAUUACAGUUUGAAAUGCCAACCUGUGGAUUAUUCAGAUGAUCCGCUUGCUGUGCGAAUGGUACAUGCGUCUUGGUGGUAUUACAUGUCGAAAUUUAGCGAAUUUUUUGACACGAUAUUUUUUGUGCUGCGGAAGAAAUUUGAGCAUGUAUCUGCCCUGCACGUUGUUCAUCAUGGAAUCAUGCCGAUGAGUGUUUGGUUUGGAGUCAAAUUUACCCCUGGUGGUCAUAGUACGUUUUUUGGCCUCAUCAACACCUUUGUGCAUAUUGUGAUGUAUUUCUACUACCUGGUGGCAGCCUUGGGUCCGAAAUAUCACAAGUAUCUGUGGUGGAAGAAAUACCUGACCUCUUUGCAGAUGGUGCAAUUUGUUUGCAUCAUCACCCAUGCUUUCCAGCUACUUGUUGUUGAAUGCGACUACCCGAAGGCAUUCGUGUGGUGGAUAGGAGGCCAUGCUGUGCUUUUCUUUUUCCUCUUCCUCGAUUUCUUCAGGAAGGCUUAUGUGGCAACUGAAGCGUCUUCCAAGAAAAAGAAGAGCAAAUUUAGUCGAAUGAUUCCUUGUUUCAUGGAUGCGGAUCAUGCGCUGGAAAUCAACGGGAAGGUCAGUGUCAUUCAAUCAACGAUCGGUGAUUAUUUUCCUGCCUAAUUGUAACUAUCAAUGAGCAUGACGUGCGGAUGCUUAAAUUAUAUAAAAUUCUAGCGGAAACUUCACUUAAGCUAGAAAUAAUUAUCGUAUUCGCUAACUCGGAGCUAUUUGGAGCUUUCUUUGUCGGGUUUUACUGACGUCUCAAUCGGCUUUUCCAUGCUUGGAGCAUCGAGUUUUUGCAUACAGGCCAAGUUCGAUGCUAUAAAUAUUCUGAGGUUCAUGCGAAGUGAGCUAACUUUUAAUUGAAGCUGCACAUGACUGAAAAAUUCAGGCGUUGUGUGAAUAAGUGUCCGUUUCGUGACUUGUGAUUUACAAACUUGUGGUUUUUCGUUACUAAUUGUGGCAUAUCCGCAGGCGAAAGAUGGGCAUCUUUUUUCUAAGAAUGUUCGUGUCGAGGACUCGCCAAAGUUGAGGGCGAGACCGAGAUUCUCGAAAGCAGAGAAAAAUGGUCAUUCUCGAAGAAAAUGGGAGGAGUGAUUGUCCUGGGAAGAAGCCACCUGUGAACUUCUCGUGUUUUGCCGAAUUCGAAUCUUCCAUAUGUUCAUGUAACCGGAAUCCAUAUUUUUCCCUAAUUUUUCGUAAUUUUAAUUUGCACCUAUUUGUACCCUUGGUGAUUGAGAACCGUCACUGCCAUCUGGUUUGCUGUGCGUUCUUUUGUCCUGUUCUGUUCAACAAUUGCCAGUUCCAGCUUAUUCCUUAUUGUGGCAUUUGAGAGAAGGCAUGCGUUUCAGCAAUCUAGUUACUUAUUUUCUGAUUCAUGCGAGUUUUUGAGAAGGUGCGAGUGAAGUCACUCAUGAGCAUCGCUGAGCUUUAUGUUCUCCUGUGUCUGGGUGGUUUAUUUACCCUCGUAGAACUCGCGCUCGGAAGGCAUCAUUGAUUCUGUGAUUUGUUUGCUGUAGAGCGGAGGGUAAUUAGUCGUCCAGCUGUCGGCUUUCUCAUCUUAGAGGCAUUGUGAAACCACUGAGACUUGAUUCGAGUCACGAUAAUACUUGCAGCGCACGCAUCGAUUUUUGCAUGAGACUCACUUGAACAAGUGCCAAGGCGUUUGCGUGCGGUUUUUUUUUUCUUCUGUUAAUUCACGCCGGUGUGAAGUGGGAAACGGAAGCUUUUUCUGUUUUCCGUGAGCUAAUAUUUUCUGUUAGCUGAGAGGGGAUUUUUCAGACUGCGUCCGUCAAGUAUGGAGAGGAGUUGAUGGGGAAGCUUGAGGCCACUUCUGCUGGUUACUGUGAUCCGGCUUGCAAAUGCCAGGAUGCGAGGUUUUUAUCGCGGUUUGACAUGCGUUUGUUUAUAGGCAUGUUGAGUACGAUUACCUUAAUUCGUUCGAGAGAAUCAAGAGACAAAGAGGAAAAAAGUUCAAUAAAAAAUCUGAUUUGAGCACUUUGUUUUGCUUGUAUCAUGUCGUAUCCUUUUGAUAUGUGGCCAAGCUCACCCCAAUUUCUCGGAAGGUCCAACGUUUGCUUUUCUGCUGAAACGCUGGGCUUUGGUUCAGCAGUGUUAUGGAUAAAAAAUUUUCGGCGUUAUUCUCCCACCGCUUGUUGUUGGUUUUGGGGGAAAACCGGCUAUCUGUUGAAACUUUUGGAAAACGAAAGAAAUCUAAAAAGAAUAAUUCUAUCUUCCUGGUUUUUGAAUUUUUUUCGUGGCUUGUUUUGCGUUUUUGUGGCUUGAACCAUGUCUCGUUUGCAGAUGAGUAGCAAGUAUUUGAAGCUACAGUCCGUUGGCAGGGGAUCAUUUGGGGUGGUCUACUUGUGUGAGUCGGUGGUGGACAAGUCGAGAGUGAUCAUGAAGGAAAUCCCGGCGGAAGGAAUGACCCAGAAGGAGCAAGACGACUCGAUGGUUGAGGCGACAGUGUUGUCUAUGCUGAAUCACCCGUAUAUCGUUCGCCACUUCGAAAGUAUUUUGGAAGAUAAAGCACUGAAAUUGAUAAUGGAAUACAUGCCUGGUGGGACGUUGUUCAGUCUGAUUCAGGCAAGGAAUGGACAAUUGUUGCCGGAAAAGCUUUCAACGUUGUCUUCCUCACUUGAUGCUUCUGCUCAAUACCGGUUGAAGGCUGUGUUGUUCUGGUUCUCACAACUCGUUCUUGCCUUGAACCACGUUCACUCGAAGCACAUCCUCCAUCGAGAUUUGAAGACGGCGAAUGUUUUGCUAAGCGCGGAUCUGACUGUGUUGAAGUUGGGGGAUUUCGGUAUUUCAAAAAUCCUGGCGAGUAAGAGCAAGGCGCUGACUGUGGUCGGAACGCCUUGCUACAUCUCACCAGAGCUGUGUGAAGGCAAGCCUUAUGCCGAAAAAUCCGAUAUCUGGGCACUGGGCUGUGUUCUGUACGAAAUGAUGACUCUGAAGAAAGCUUUCGAAGCCACGUCGUUGCCGGCAUUGGUGAUGAAGAUAAUGCGCGGGCAAGUGCAGCCAACACCUGAUGAAUAUUCCAGUCAACUUAGGGAUUUGCUGCCGUCGUUGUUGAGUCUGGAUCCUAACAAGAGACCGGAUACGGAACUGUUGAUGUGUCACCCGCUGCUGCUGUCGACUGUGUCGCGACUGCGCUUGCGCUGUGGAGUGCCGACCCUGUAUCCUGACCUCGUGGAGUCAGACAGAUUAUCUCUACUUGGGUUUUGAGUCAUCCACUUUUCUUGUGUUUUUUUCGCAAGUUGUAUAGCACUGCUUCAUUUCGUGCUGUGUGCCGCAUUUCACGUCACCAGAGCAGAUAUUUCUUGGAAGAUGUAAUUUUUCCACUUGCUUCGCACGAACGAUUUUUGGUUUGUGAUGCAAUCAAUCCCGAAAUGAUAACUUUUGAAAUGCACAAAAUAUCGUACUUUAGCGGAAGUGCUCCCUCGUGUGCUUCUUCCGACGGUGUGGGAAAGAAACCGUGUUCGAAACGUUUUUCUGUGAUGAUGGAAUAAUGGAACUGCAGGAUUUUUGAGCCUUCUCGAA
Notodromas monacha is the source of this 4196-nucleotide messenger RNA. The record is from the annotation of a GenBank genome assembly. NCBI's taxonomy places the organism in Eukaryota, Metazoa, Arthropoda, Ostracoda, Podocopida, Cyprididae.